Messenger RNA from Beauveria bassiana ARSEF 2860, 438 nucleotides. RefSeq lists its product as uncharacterized. The coding region runs from base 1 to 438 and encodes 145 amino acids. NCBI's taxonomy places the organism in Eukaryota, Fungi, Ascomycota, Sordariomycetes, Hypocreales, Cordycipitaceae. The record is from RefSeq and is a predicted model, not a curated record. The transcript has a single exon.
AUGCCAGCCGUUAUUUACCCCAGCCAGUUAUGGGCCCAGCAUCGACCUGAGCCCCAGCCGGUGGUUUCCAAGCGGAUAGAGGCCACCACCCCUUUCCCGCAUAGCAGCAAUGGGUACAAGGGCAGCGUCACGAAGUCAGCCCCAAUACUACGCAUUGAAUACAUGUUGCCGAGAGAGAUUGGAGCAUUGGGCGUGACGAGCAACACAAUGGCAGCCACAAAGACAGAAACCGAACUGACGGAAAAAGAGAAGCGAGACAGGGCGGCUGUGGUCAGUGCGGAGCGUGGAGAGGACACGGGAAAACCGGUGCUAAACGCACCCCAGGGUGAGCACAAUUUCGAGAUAAGCGAGAACCGGUACGCCCAGAUCGCUGGGACAGCAGCAUGGAGACAAGACGUACGAAAUACAGAGCGACACUGGCUUAAAUCAAAUAAGUAG